CUCCAACUCAAAAAUUGGAAUAUAGAACAAGCCGUCGGCGAAUUCCUAGACGAGUGCCAUCCAACGCCUUCUCAAAUGAAGUCGAAUCGGCGGAUUUAUUGUCCGCCGGACGGGCGAUCGAAUGCGCCGGUGAAGAUUCGGCGAUCGAAUCCGCAGGACUCAUCUUCAUUGACGGGAUUGGAAUCUGAAAAGGCGUUGAUGCAGGACAUAGCUCCAUGGAUGGGUUCACUUAGCUUGACAUCAGUCAAAAUCAGGAGCUCUUCUUCUUCAUGUGCGAUGGAGGUUGACCCGCCAGAGUCACUCAACGAAGCUUCUGAAGAACAUAUGCUUCAAACUAUACCUUUAAUGGCGUCAUCUAAAGUGGAGGAGGUAGUAAAUCUUCUUCUCUUUCUCUGCACUACUUACUACUAUCUUGCUCGAAUUGUGGUUGAUAAUAUCUAAAGUGCAAAACAUUACCUCUUGAUGGUUUUUGUUGAAAAAAGAAUGGAACUCCAGUGUUGAUGCCUAGACUACUUUUGCA
This is a messenger RNA of Eutrema salsugineum, 520 nucleotides long. RefSeq lists its product as uncharacterized. Bases 76 to 441 code for a protein of 121 amino acids. The transcript is spliced from 2 exons. NCBI's taxonomy places the organism in Eukaryota, Viridiplantae, Streptophyta, Magnoliopsida, Brassicales, Brassicaceae. The record is from RefSeq and is a predicted model, not a curated record.